This is a messenger RNA of Mesocestoides corti, 333 nucleotides long. The record is from the annotation of a GenBank genome assembly. NCBI's taxonomy places the organism in Eukaryota, Metazoa, Platyhelminthes, Cestoda, Cyclophyllidea, Mesocestoididae.
AUGAAUAACUCGUCUCAACUCAAACGCACACUGUUGCCCCGCCAUCUCACCCACGCCGGCACGUCGUAUCACGUGAGCGCACCUCCCCGUCGCCUCCAUCGGCCAGCAGACCUUGUGUGCCAGGGUACGCGACAUGGUACCGACAACUCGCAAAUGUCCAGCAGGGUUUGGUGGUCUGGAAACAUAAUCUUCGGUUUGCUUAAUCCCCUUGACUGUAUGCAUGGUUCCAGGUCUCAUCAAAGUGGUGAUCCCUGCGUAAUGAUCUGGACAAUCCCUGGUGCUCCAUCAGAGAGUCGACUGAAUGUCACCCAACGUCGAAGCCAGGAUGGAUAG